AUGUCUGGGGCUUCGGUAAAAGUCGCCGUUCGAGUUCGACCCUUCAACUCCAGGGAGACAAGCAAGGAUUCGAAAUGUAUCAUUCAGAUGCAAGGCAACACUACCACUAUUCUCAACCCUAAAGCCCCAAAAGAACCAGCAAAGACCUUCAGUUUUGAUUACUCCUACUGGUCACAUACGACACCGGAAGACCCCUGCUUUGCCGCACAGAACCAAGUGUACAAUGAUAUUGGCAAGGAAAUGCUGCAGCAUGCCUUUGAGGGGUACAAUGUGUGCAUUUUUGCAUACGGCCAGACUGGAGCUGGCAAAUCCUACACCAUGAUGGGCAAACAGGAGGAGGGCCAGGAAGGAAUUAUUCCCAUGCUUUGUGAAGACCUAUUUGAGAAAAUCAAUGAAGAUAACAACAAAGAGGAGCUCUCCUAUUCUGUAGAGGUCAGCUACAUGGAGAUCUACUGUGAGCGGGUGCGAGAUCUACUCAAUCCCAAAAACAAAGGGAAUCUCCGAGUGAGGGAACAUCCACUUUUAGGCCCCUAUGUUGAGGACCUAUCCAAGCUUGCCGUUACGUCUUACACAGAUAUUGCUGACCUAAUGGAUGCAGGCAAUAAGGCCAGAACUGUGGCUGCCACCAAUAUGAAUGAGACCAGCAGCAGGUCGCACGCAGUGUUUACCAUUGUUUUCACACAGAAAAAACAUGACAGUGAGACAGAUCUUUCCACUGAAAAGGUCAGCAAAAUUAGUCUUGUGGACUUGGCAGGAAGUGAACGAGCAGAUUCCACUGGCGCUAAAGGCACUAGGCUGAAGGAGGGUGCAAACAUUAAUAAGUCCCUGACCACAUUAGGAAAGGUCAUCUCUGCUCUAGCUGAAGUGAGCAAGAAAAAGAAGAAGUCUGACUUCAUCCCAUACAGGGACUCUGUUUUGACAUGGCUCUUAAGGGAAAAUCUUGGUGGAAACUCCAGAACAGCAAUGGUUGCUGCCCUCAGUCCUGCUGACAUUAAUUAUGACGAAACUCUCAGCACACUGCGCUACGCCGAUCGCGCAAAGAACAUUAAAUGCAAUGCUGUUAUUAAUGAGGAUCCCAACAACAAACUGGUGCGUGAUCUGAAGGAUGAAGUUGCUCGACUGAAGGAGCUGCUGCGUGCACAAGGGCUGGGAGACAUCCUAGACACCCCUAUUGGUUCCCUGACAGCCUCCCCAUCCUCUGGCUCACUGUGCAGCCAGGGGGCCCUGCAGUCGGUUACUAGCAUCCAGGAGCGCAUCAUGUCCACUCCAGGUGGAGAGGAAGCUAUUGAAAGACUCAAGGAAUCCGAAAAGAUCAUUGCUGAGCUAAAUGAAACCUGGGAAGAAAAGCUACGAAAGACCGAAGCAAUCCGAAUGGAGAGGGAAGCAUUACUUGCAGAAAUGGGUGUGGCAAUCCGUGAAGAUGGAGGCACUUUGGGGGUUUUCUCUCCUAAAAAGACACCUCACCUGGUUAACCUGAAUGAGGAUCCCCUCAUGUCUGAGUGCUUACUGUACUACAUCAAGGAUGGAAUUACAAGGGUGGGACAGGCUGAUGCUGAAAGACGACAGGAUAUUGUCUUGAGUGGUGCUCAUAUCAAGGAGGAGCACUGUAUUUUCCGUAGUGAGAGGAAUCUCAAUGGCGAUGUGAUCGUCAUGCUUGUCCCCUGUGAGGGAUCAGAGACCUACGUCAAUGGCAAGCGUGUUGAGGACUCAAUCCAACUGCGUUCAGGAAACCGUAUUAUUAUGGGAAAGAACCAUGUGUUCCGCUUUAACCAUCCUGAGCAAGCCAGGGCGGAAAGGGAAAAAACGCCGUCAGCCGAGACUCCUGUGGAGCCGGUAGACUGGACCUUUGCUCAGAGGGAGCUGCUAGAGAAACAAGGCAUAGAUAUGAAGCAGGAAAUGGAGAAAAGGUUAACUGAGAUGGAAAUCCUAUACAAGAAGGAGAAGGAAGAAGCAGACCAACUUCUUGAACAGCAGAGGCUGGUUUAUGAGAGCAAACUGCAAGAACUUCAGAAACAGGUUGAGACUCGUUCUCAGGUUGCAGAAACGCCUGAUGAGGAAGAGCUAGAGGAGGAAGAGGAAGGGGAAGUGCCAUGGACCCAGCACGAGUUCAACCUCGCUCAGUGGGCCUUCAGGAGGUGGCGAUUCCACCAGUUCACAUCACUCCGAGAUCAGCUUUGGGGAAAUGCUGUCUACCUGAAGGAGGCCAAUGCGAUCAGUGUGGAACUUAAAAAGAAAGUGCAGUUCCAGUUUGUCUUAUUGACGGACACACUGUAUUCACCACUGCCCCCCGAGCUCUUACCACCAGAACCCGAAAAAGAACGUGAUUCCAGGCCUUUUCCUCGCACGGUGGUGGCCGUCGAGGUCCAAGACCUGAAAAAUGGAGCCACACACUACUGGUCCCUCGAGAAACUCAAGCAGCGUCUGGACCAGAUGCGGGAGAUGUACGACCGUGCAGGAGAAAUGGCUUCAACACACCAAGAGGAGGGUGGAGAAGGCACUCUGACAGGAAAUGACCCCUUUUAUGAUCGCUUCCAUUGGUUUAAGCUUGUAGGGAGCUCCCCCAUCUUCAACGGAUGUGUAAACGAGCAUCUGACCGACCGCACGCCCUCGCCCACCUUCUCCACCACUGACUCUGAGAUCACCGAGCUUGCGGACGAGCGGCAGAGCGAGAUGUCGGACUUGAUCGACGACGAGGCAUUCGUUGAUGAUACCAGCUCAGACGCCGGCACGGAGGAGGGCUCGGAUAUCUUCAGCGAUGGCCAGGAUCCCUUCUAUGACCGCUCCCCCUGGUUUAUCCUGGUGGGAAGAGCUUUCGUGUACCUGAGCAACCUGCUAUACCCCGUACCACUGGUUCAUCGUGUUGCCAUAGUAACGGAGAAAGGCGAUGUGCGAGGAUUCCUGCGUGUGGGGGUUCAAGCCAUAGCUGCUGAUGAGGAGGCCCCAGACUAUGGGUCUGGAGUGCGACAGUCUGGUACUGCCAAGAUCUCCUUUGAUGAUGACUACUUUAAAAAAAAUGAUUUCCCAUCCACAGUAAUGACCCACUCUGGCCUAUCUUUGGAAGAGUUGCGCAUUGUGGAGGGCCAGGGUCAGAGUUCAGAGGUCAACACCCCAUUGGAGGAGCUCAACAGAAUUAAUGACAUGGAACUCAAGCUGGGAAAAAAUCCAGAGACUAAGCUUCCUUGUGGCGACAGUCUAUCAGGCCAGUUGGAGAUAGGCAGCACCUUCACCUUCCGUGUGACUGUACUCCAAACCACAGGUGUCCCACCUGAAUAUGCGGAUAUCUUUUGCCAGUUCAAUUUCCUGCAUCGUCAUGAUGAAGCUUUUUCCACCGAGCCCUUGAAAAAUACUGGCAAAGGCACUCCUUUGGGAUUUUAUCAUGUCCAAAAUAUUUCAGUGGAGGUGACAGAGUCCUUCAUCGAAUAUAUAAAGACCAAACCCAUUGUGUUUGAAGUCUUCGGCCACUACCAGCAACACCCGCUGCAUCUCCAUGGCCAGGACUUCAUCAGUCCUCCAACACCAUCCAGGAAAUACUAUCCUAUUCCAAUGCCACUGUCUAAACCUGUUCCAGCUACCAAGUUGAAUACAAUCACCAAGUCCAACCUGGGCCAGUGCGUCAGCAAGUACGACCUACUCGUCUGGUUUGAGAUCAGUGAGCUGGAGCCCACUGGAGAGUACAUUCCAGCCAUAGUAGAUCACGGUGCGGCGCUGCCUUGCCAUGGAACAUACCUGCUGCACCAGGGGAUCCAGCGGCGGAUCACUGUGACUCUCAUCCACGAGAAGGGUAGCGAGCUGCACUGGAAAGAUGUUCGUGAACUGGUUGUGGGUCGUAUUAGGAACAAAGCUGAAGUGGAUGAUGGUGCUGCUGAUGCUGUCUUGUCACUUAACAUCAUCUCAGCCAAGAACAUCAAGUCGUCCCACAAUUCCAACAGGACCUUCUACCGCUUUGAGGCAGUCUGGGACAGCUCCUUACACAACUCCCUCCUUCUAAACCGAGUCACUCCUUAUGGGGAGAAGAUCUAUAUGACGCUGUCAGCAUAUCUGGAGCUUGAUCACUGCAUCCAGCCAGCCAUUAUCACCAAGGACAUCUGCAUGGUCUUCUAUUCCCGAGAUGCAAAGAUCUCUCCUCCCCGUUCUCUCAGAAGCCUCUUCGGGAGUGGGUAUUCUAAAACACCUGACUGCAACCGUGUCACCGGAAUCUACGAGUUGAGUUUGUGCAAAAUGUCCGAUUCUGGAAGUCCAGGAAUGCAACGUCGGAGGAGGAAGGUCUUGGACACAUCAGUGGCGUAUGUGCGCGGUGAGGAGAACCUGGCUGGUUGGAGGCCCAGAGGAGAUAGUCUCAUCCUGGAACACCAAUGGGAGCUGGAGAAAAUGGAGCAGCUGCAUGAGGUGGAGAAGACCCGCCACCUCCUCCUGCUGAGAGACAAGUUGGGAGAAACGUCUCCCGUUGGAUCAGCACCAACAACCAAGUCCCUGAGCGAGUUGCUGUCUCCAAGCAUGAGCUCAGGCACCCUGUCCACCUCCACUUCCAUCUCCUCGCAAAUCUCCAGCACCACCUUUGAGAGCGCCAUCACGCCCAGUGAGAGCAGUGGCUACGACUCUGCUGACAUCGAGAGCCUGGUGGAUCGUGAGAAGGAACUGGCCACUAAGUGCCUCCGCCUCCUGACUCACACCUUCAAUAACGAAUACAACCAGUUGGUGAACAGCAUCAGUGACUGCAAGCUCUCUGACAUCUCACCCAUCGGACGUGACCUUUCGAUGACAAGCUUUAGCAGUGCCACGCUUACCCCUUCCUCCACCUGCCCGUCUCUCUCGGACUCUCGCUGUGGCUCUGUAGAACAGAAGACUCCAGAGAAUUGUUCCCGUGCAUCCAGCCCAUCCUGCUCAGAUUAUGAAAACUUCCCCAUGGUUCCCAGUCUUGAGGCGUCAUACCUAGCACGUGCUGGGAAGAACGAGUUCCUCAACUUAGUGCCUGAUAUUGAAGAAAUGAGACCAGGAUCUGUUGUGUCCAAGAAGGGCUUUCUAAGCUUCAUGGAACCACGAUCCAACUCGUGGGUGAAGCAUUUUGUGGUUGUUCGUCGACCUUAUGUCUUCAUCUACAACACUGACAAGGACCCUGUGGAACGGGGGGUCCUCAACCUUUCUACAGCUCAAGUGGAAUACAGUGAAGACCAGCAGGCCAUGCUCAAGACACCACACACGUUUGCUGUGUGCACAAAGCAUCGAGGUAUCCUCCUGCAGGCCAACAAUGAGAAAGACAUGAAUGACUGGCUCUACGCCUUUAACCCUCUGCUCGCGGGAACGAUAAGGUCCAAACUGGCGAGGAGGCGAAGUGGCCUCAUGAAGAACUGA
Nerophis lumbriciformis (worm pipefish) is the source of this 5349-nucleotide messenger RNA. The record is from RefSeq and is a predicted model, not a curated record. NCBI's taxonomy places the organism in Eukaryota, Metazoa, Chordata, Actinopteri, Syngnathiformes, Syngnathidae.